UCCAAAUACUACAUUCUACCAUGCUAUCAUUUGGUCAAAUUCUGAAUUGACCCCGACCCUGAGGGAGUGAGUAGACAGAGAAAAAAGGUGGAUGGUAGAGGCUCCCUGUCAUUGUAGGCGUGUGAACAGGAGAGAUCUCCCAGCCCAGUGGGGUGAAGGUGUCACCUUUUGCACCUCUGAUAAUCCCCUCGGUGGGGGUGUAUGUCACACCUCGGAGCCCCAGAGUCAACAGCCAAGUGCAGCUGCAAACACAGGGCCUGUUUGUCCGUUUGCCUGCCUGCUAAAAGAGACACCAGAGGUGUGAAAGUCUCAGCAAGAGCUGGGUCUGCAAAAGAACCCGACAGGAGAGAGCUUUGUGAAUGUCCAAAUCAAAUUGUAUUAGUCACAUGCUUCGUAAACAACAGAUGUAGACCAACAGUGAAAUGCUUCCUUUACAGGCCCUUCCCAGCAACGCACAGAGAAAGAAAAUAGAGAAAUAAUAGAAAAGUAAUAACCCAUAAUAAUAAAAGUAAUAAUAAAUACAUAAUGAGUAAUGACAACUUGGCUAUAUACACAGGGUACCAGUACCUAGUCAAUGUGCAGGGGUACGAGGUAAUUGAGGUAGAUAUUUACAGUACAUAUAACUAGGAAUAGAGUGACUAGGCAACAGGAUAGAUGAUUAACAGUGUGUGUUUUUGGAAUACUUCAUGUGAUAUUUCACAUGAAGUUUCACGUUGAUUAAAGCAUGAGAUUUCACAGAUGAUACCCUGCAAACAAAAAGCUGUUAUGAUACACACAGUGUUUUCAACUUAAAGAUUUGACUACAUCGUGCAUGUUUUUUAAUUCAGUAAUUAUUAUUCAACAUGUCCUUACCUGGGAUUUGAACUCACAACUCCAUGGUUCACUGCAGUCAAAUUGUCCUGCUACGCCACAAUGUCUGUGUCAAUGACUAAUUUCAGCUGUAUUCCUACACAUCUCAGCUUUAUUAAAAAUACACUCAAGAAUAACGAGUAUAUUUAUCGUAGUGAUCCAGGUGUAACAUUAAAGCAGAAUAAUAUGCCCCAACAACAUUAGACAGAAAACACUCAAAUUGCUGAAAUAAGUAAAUGUAAUCAAUGAUGAGAGAUUAGUCAGAAUAAAGUUUUCACUAUAUAUUUUAUCUCUUGGUGAUGUCAUUCGGAAAUAUAAUGUUAACGUCACUGCUAUUCGGAUGAUACACAGCUGUACAUUUCGAUGAAACAGGGCGAAGCCCCAAAAUUGCCCGUGUUUCAGACAUAAGGAAGUGGAUGGUGGCAAAUGUUUUACUUUUAAAUUUGGACAAAACAGAGAUACUCGUUCUAGGUCCGAAGAAACAAAGAGAUCUUCUGUUGGAUCUGACAAUGAAUCCUGACGGUUGUAUAGUCGUCUCAAAUAAAACUAUGAAGGGCCUCGGCUUUACUCUGGACCCUGAUCUCUCUUUUGACAAAAAAAAAUCAAGAAUAUUUCAAGGACAGCUUUCCCCAUCUUUGUAACAUAGCAAAACUCUGAAACUUUUUGUCUAAAAAUGAUGCAGAAAAUCCAUGAUUUUGUCACUUCUAAAAUAGACAUCUGAAAUGCUCUACUUUCUGGCUACCCGGAUUUUUUAUUUUUUUUAUUUCACCUUUAUUUAACCAGGUAGGCUAGUUGAGAACAAGUUCUCAUUUACAACUGCGACCUGGCCAAGAUAAAGCAAAGCAGUGUGAACAGACAACAACACAAAGUUACACUUGGAGUAAACAAUAAACAAGUCAAUAACACAGUAGAAAAAAGAAAAAAAAUAGUCUAUAUACAUUGUGUGCAAAAGGCAUGAGGAGGUAGGUGAAUAAUUAUAAUUUUGGAGAUUAACACUGGAGUGAUAAAUGAUCAGAUGAUCAUGUACAGGUAGAGAUAUUGGUGUGCAAAAGAGCAGAAAAGUAAAUAAAUAAAAACAGUAUGGAGGUAGAUAGGUAACAGAGGUAGGUAAAUUGGGUGGGCUAUUUACCGAUGUACUAUGUACAGCGAUCGGUUAGCUGCUCAGAUAGCAGAUGUUUAAAGUUGGUGAGGGAGAUAAAAGUCUACAACUUCAACGCACACCCACUUCUGUUUAGCAGCUAGUGCUAAAAUCACAAUCCCAGUGGGUCAGAAGUUUACAUACACUCAAUUAGUAUUUGCUAGCAUUGCCUUUAAAUUGCUUCACUUGGGUCCAACGUUUCCGGUAGCCUUCCACAGGCUUCCCACAAUAAGUUGGGUGAAUUUUGGCCCAUUCCUCCUGACAGAGCUGAACCGAGUCAGGUUUGUAAGGCCUUCAUGCUCGCACACCCUUUUUCAGUUCUGCCCACAAAUUUUCUAUAGGAUUAAGUUCAGCGCUUUGUGAUGGUCACUCCAAUACCUUGACAUUGUUGUCCUUAAGUAAUUUUGCAACAAUUUUGGAAGUAUCCUUGGGGUCAUUGUCCAUUAGGAAGACCCAUUUGCAACCAAGUUAUAACUUCCUGACUGAUUGAGAUGUUGCUUCAUUAUAUCUACAUAAUUUUCCUCCUCAUGAUUCCAUCUAUUUUGUGAAGUUCACCAGUCCCUCCUGCAGCAAAGCACCCCCACAACAUGAUGCUGCCACCCCCGUGCUUCACAGUUGGGAUGGAGUUCUUCAGCUUGCAAGCCUCCCCCUUUUUCCUCCAAACAUAACGAUGGUCAUUAUGGCCAAACAGUUCUAUUUUUGUUUCAUCAGACCAGAGGACAUUUCUCCAAAAAGUACGAUUUUUGUCCCCAUGUGCAGUUGCAAACCGUAGUCUGGCUUUUUUAUGGCGGUUUUGGAGCAGUGGCUUCUUUCUUGCUGAGCGGCCUUUCAGGUUAUGUCGAUAAAGGACUUGUUUUAUUACUGUGGAUAUAGAUACUUUUGUAUCGGUUUCCCCCAGCAUCUUCACAAGGUCCUUUGCUGUUGUUCUGGGAUUGAUUUGCACUUUUCGCACCAAAGUACGUUAAUCUCUAGGAGACAGAACACGUCUCCUUCCUAAGCCAUAUGAUGGCUGCAUGGUCCCAUGGUGUUUAUACUUGCGUACUAUUGUUUGUACAGAUGAACGUGGUACCUUCAUGCAUUUGAAAAUUGCUCCCAAGGAUGAACCAGACUUGUGAAGGUCUACAAUGUUUUUUCUGAGGUCUUGGCUGAUUUCUUUUGAUUUUCCCAUGAUGUCAAGCAAAAAUGCACUGAGUUUGAAGAUAGGCCUUGAAAUACAUCUACAGGUACACCACCAAUUGACUCAAAUGAUGUCAAGAAGCUUCUUAAGCCAUAAAAUAAUUUUCUGGAAUUUUCCAAGCUGUUUAAAGGCACAGUCAACUUAGUGUAUGUAAACUUCUGACCCACUGGAAUUGUGAUACAGUGAAUUAUAAGUGAAAUAAUCUGUCUGUGAACAAUUGUUGGAAAAAGUACUUGUGUCAUGCACAAAGUAGUUGUCCUAACUGACUUGCCAAAACUAUAGUUGGUUAACAAGAAAUUUGUGGAGUGGUUGAAAAACGAGUUUUAAUCACUCCAACCUAAGUGUAUGUAAACUUCCUACUUCAACUGUAUGGGUAAUCCAUGUCGUUGUUCAGCCACGACUCAGAGAAACAUAUUACAGUUCUUCAGGUCCCGUUGAUAGGAUAGUCUCGAACGGAGCUCCUCCAGAUUGUUCUCCAGUGAUUGUACAUACGCCAAUAGAGUGGAGGGUAGAGGCAGAUUAUUUAUUAACUUAAGGUUAUUUUGUCAGGGUGCCCACACGUCGGCCUCUCUUACAUCGUAUUUUCCUUUUACGGGUUUUGGGGAUUAGAAGCUGGUCUGUUGUGAGCAGUGUAUCAUAUGCUGCCGACUCACUGAAGUAGAACAUUAUGUACAAAAAAAGUUAAGAUCAGUGCAAAAAAAUACACAAAAUAGCAGAAUUGGCCAGGAACCCGUAAAACGGCAGCUAUCCAUUGCAGUGUCAUUCUAUAUACAAGCCUCAGGGGCGGACUGGGACCAGAAAUCGGCUCUGGCAUUUUUAUUACACCGGACCAUUUAUUUCCUUGAGGCCCCACAAUGGCCCAUAUUUUUCUCAAGUCCCCCACACCAGCCAAUGUUAUUUGUUCAGUCCCACAUUAUUAUCCAGAUAAUUAUAAUUUUUCUAAAAAAUACAAGUAAGACAGGCCCACUAGGCUAGAAAUGGAUCAGCCCAUCUAGCAUUUGCCUGAAAUGCCAGAUGGCAGUCCGCCCCUGGUCAGCCUGGAGAUGACAGGGAGUUACUAUAGCACAGCUGUCUAGUUUGCAUGGCUUGGGCUCUGGACACAAGGCCAGAUUGUGACAUCAUUUCCUUAGGCAAGCUCUCAGAAAUCAUUUGACAUGAAAGGGAAAUAGGAUCAAAUCAAACCGUGAUACAAAACAUAAGAAACCACAAAGGAGAGUUUUUGUCAAAUGAGAGCCUAAUUUAACAGAAGAAUAGCUUGGCACACAUAAAACACUUUAAUAGGCAGACCGAACAUGUUUUUUCUCCUACAUUAUCAUAAUUGAAAUCCCGAAUUCUGUUUGAGAAACAGUUUAUUGCAGGUUUUUCGAAGGACAGCGUUUGCCAAGAAAGUGAAAGUCUGUAAGGCUUAGUGAAAGUGAAAGUGUGCCAAACUAUUUGAGAGCUGCCAUAGAAGCAUAUGAGCGUACAGAAAAAUAUUGAACACAUUCAGAACCAUGGUAAAACUGUGUUUCUUUUGGCUUUUUCUUUCAUUUUACACCAUCAUAAACGCAGGAUCUCAUUCUCUGUGGGCAUUCGCAACUUGUAUCUCAGGAGAAGCACCUUUCCCUGAGUGUAGCGUUGUGUUGAUGCAGGAUGACAUUCAAGUUGGCUACUUUGACUCCAACACGGAGCAGUUUAUUCACAAGGGACCUUACGCCCCAGACGAAACAGAGGUUGACGUAGCCCAAGAUGCAGCUAAUGUGUUUGGACACAUGUUCCUCAGCAUGAAAAGGCGACUGUCAGACCUGAGGUAUCGCUUUAAUUCCACAGGGAGUAUAGAUGUUCAGCAGAGAAUAGCUGGCUGUGAGAUGUUGGAUACUGGUGAACCCGGCCGUAUUCUGUCCACAGAUGCUUUCAAUGCAAUUUUAGCUGAUUUAAUAUAUUACAACAUGACACAUUAUUCAUACAAUUCCGGAAACCUACUGACGCCAUGGAGUGAGGUGCAUCAAACAUAUGCAAAAUGGCGUUAUCAGACCAUUUACCUACCCAUUUGCAUAAAAACAUUGAAGAUAUUUCUGGAGAGAUUGAAGAACUUUGUGAGGCGUAAAGUGCGUCCCAGAGUCAGGGUCACACAGAAAGCCAUGUCUGGAGGAGCCCGUGUGAGCUGUCUGGCGUAUGGUUUUUACCCCCGCCACAUCAAUCUGACCCUGCUGAGAGACGGCCAGCCAAUAGUAGAACAGGACAUGACUGGGGGCCAGUUGCUGCCCAAUGGAGACGGGACCUACCAGCUGAGAAAGAGUCUGGAGGUCAACACAGAGGAGCUGAGAGAGAGACACAACUACACCUGCACCACUUCCCACCUAAGUCUGGACAACAAGCUGGAUGUCAGCUGGAUACCUGAGUCUGGGAUCGACAGAGUGGGUCUUUAUGUCAAGUCAGGUCUACUGGGCAUUGUGGCCAUAAUUAUUCUACUCAGCAUUUUCGUUUGUGUAAGGAGGAGAAACGCGGCUGGCUCCCAGACAUUGUCACAGCUCUCCAAUGCUAAUGAUGCCCAAGUGGCUGAGCAAAUGAGCCUAUCUUCACAUUCUGAGACCUGAUAU
This is a messenger RNA of Oncorhynchus masou masou (cherry salmon), 5743 nucleotides long. RefSeq names its product class I histocompatibility antigen, F10 alpha chain-like. Gene Ontology annotation, biological process: immune response. Gene Ontology annotation, cellular component: external side of plasma membrane. The transcript is spliced from 2 exons. The record is from RefSeq and is a predicted model, not a curated record. The coding region runs from base 4658 to 5740 and encodes 360 amino acids. Lineage: Eukaryota; Metazoa; Chordata; Actinopteri; Salmoniformes; Salmonidae.